CUCGCCUGAGUGGAUUCUCUGGUGUAGAAGAAGGGUUUCUUUUUUGGGAAAACUUUUUCCACACUCUGAGCAUGAAUGGGGACGGUCACCAGUGUGAUUCCUUUCAUGUUUACGAAGGUUUCCUUGUUCUGAAAAACAUUUCCCGCACACUGAACACGAAAAGGGACGCUCACCAGUGUGAACUCUCUGGUGUUUACGAAAGUUUCCAUAGUCAGAGAAACAUUUUCCGCACUCUGAACAUGAAAAGGGACGCUCACCCGUGUGAAUUCUCUGGUGUAGAAGAAAAGUUUUCCUUUUUCAGAAAAACCUUUUCCGCACUCUGAACAGGAAAAGGGACGCUCACCCUUAUGAAUUCUCUGGUGUCUAAUGAGGUUUUGUUUGUUAGGAAAAC
Staurois parvus is the source of this 391-nucleotide messenger RNA. The record is from the annotation of a GenBank genome assembly. NCBI's taxonomy places the organism in Eukaryota, Metazoa, Chordata, Amphibia, Anura, Ranidae.